CAAUUCCCAAGAUGCGCGGCGGCGGUGACCAGUGCGCUUGCGCGGAGAGAAGGGUGGUACCCAGAUCCUGCUCGGGAGAGCGGUCUGAGUCCUCCGAGACCUGAGGGACUUCUUUCAGUCCUCAUGGAAACUCCUUCACCCUGGUGAUGGCCCACAGGGAUUGUUUUCUUGCUAUUGGUCUGAAUGAUGGCCAAGAAGGAAGACAGAGGUAGAGCAGUUGGAUCUCUGGCUCUCCUCAUUGCUUCUACGCUUAGACCCAAUUAAAUUCAUCUCUGAGCCCCAGGACAAAGGUCACUUGAACAAAUGAUUCUGAGCCAUGAGUGAAAAAUCUUGCUCUUUCCAUACUGAGAAAGAAUCAAGAGAUGAACAGGCUGAAAGCAUGUCUGCUGGGUUCUCAUCACAAGACAAGAACGACAAACCUUUUCUGGCUUUCCGAGGGAUCCCCAUCUGUGAACUGAAGAACCACAGCAUCCUCCAGGCGCUGACAAGCAAAGCCAAUGGAUGGGACCCAAAUGUUGUGAGUACUGAGGUCCUCAGAGCCCAGGAAGAAUGGGAGUCUGUGGACAGCAUCCUGCCAGAGCCAGGGGAUCCAGCCAGCUCUGGCCAGCCUGGGCAGCUGGUGUCCUUCAGUGAAGCCCUGCAGCAUUUCCAGACCACUGACCUCUCCUCCUUCAAGCAAAGGAUCCAGCCCACCAUCCGAAGGACUGGGCUCGCCGCCCUCCGGCACCGCCUCUUUGGGCCUCCCAAACUCCACCAGGGCCUCCAUGAAGAAAGGGACUUGGUCCUGACCAUCGCCCAGUGUGGCUUGGACAAUCAGGACCCACUGCACGGCCGAGUCCUGCAGACCAUCUACAAGAAGCUCACCGGCUCCAAGUACGACUGUGCUCUUCUCGGAGACCACUGGGAGGACCUGGGCUUUCAGGGAGCGAACCCGGGCACAGACCUGAGAGGUGCAGGCUUCCUGGCCCUCCUGCAUCUGCUCUACCUGGUGAUGGACUCCAAGACCCUGCUGAUGGCUCAGGAGAUUUUCCGCUUGUCGCAUCACCACAUUCAGCAAUUCCCCUUCUGUCUGAUGUCCGUGAACAUAACCCGCAUCACGGUACAGGCCCUACGAGAGGAGUGUCUCUCCAGGGAGUGUAACCGGCAGCGGCAGGUCUUCCCUGUGGUCAACAGCUUCUACGCGGCCACAUUCCUCCGCCUCGCGCACGUCUGGAGGACGGGGCAGAAGACCAUCUCCGACUCGGGCUUCGUCCUCAAAGACUUGGAAGUGUUGGCCAAGAAGAGCCCCCGGCGGCUGCUCAAGACUCUGGAGAUCUACUUGGAUGGGGUGUCGCAGGGCCAGGCCUCCCUGCUGGGGGCACAGAAGUGCCACAGGCUGCCAGCCUCCCACUCCAAAGAUCUCACCUUCACUGGGGUGUGUGAGCUGCCCUCCACAGAAGGCAGGCUUAUCUGACUGCAUCUAGAAGCAGAAGCUAUAGGAAGGUGGCCAGGCGGGACUGGGGCCCGCAGCAGUGCGCAUCCAGGCCAGCCAUGCCUCUUCUAGUCCCUGCCAUAGAAAGUGCUGUAGAAUGCUCCUGGGCCUGGCCUGGGGAGACUGAGACAUUCAGGCCAUGACCUGGUUCACCCCAACCCCAUCCCACUCCCCCACCCUACCCCCACAUGCCUCCAGAGCUGGGAGGACUCUGACUUUGGUAGCUCGGCAGCUCACCCCAGUUUCAGCUCAUCUCAGGGAGACUGAAGAACAUGAGGGAGAAGAGCGCCCUCUGGAGGCUCCACGCGGCCCUGCGCAGAGGCAUUUCCAAGCCCAUGCAGCCCAAUUGCACCUUCCUGGCUGUGGUGUUUCCAGGCUUCCCCUAUCUCAGGGCGCAAGCAUGAGAGAAUUUGAAGGAAGAAGGUCUUGGUGG
Suncus etruscus (white-toothed pygmy shrew) is the source of this 1904-nucleotide messenger RNA. It is a transcript of the gene ELMOD3, whose product is annotated as ELMO domain containing 3. Bases 317 to 1453 code for a protein of 378 amino acids. The record is from RefSeq and is a predicted model, not a curated record. NCBI's taxonomy places the organism in Eukaryota, Metazoa, Chordata, Mammalia, Eulipotyphla, Soricidae. The transcript has 12 exons.